Molecule: messenger RNA, 966 nt
Organism: Oryzias melastigma (Indian medaka)
Lineage: Eukaryota; Metazoa; Chordata; Actinopteri; Beloniformes; Adrianichthyidae
Product: L-rhamnose-binding lectin SML
Exons: 9
Coding region: 57-704 (215 amino acids)
Molecular function (GO): carbohydrate binding
Source: RefSeq, a predicted model, not a curated record
AUACUACAGCUUCUCUGGCUUCAACAUCAUCACAUCAGUCUGGAUCUUCAGAAACCAUGCAGCACUUCAGCACCAUGAUGUUGCUCACAGCAGUCUGCUUGUUAAUGGCUUCAGGUGUUUCUGCAGAAACUGUAGUCACCUGUCAAAGCUUAAGAGUCCACACGCUGGAAUGUAGAGAUAAUAAAGUGAUCACCGUGCAGUCCUCCUUCUAUGGGCGUCGAGACAGAACCACUUGCAGUCAAGGGCAAUAUCCCUGGGCGCUCGCGAGCACAACGUGCUAUCGAGACAUGCUUGAUUUGAUCAAAGAAAGAUGUGAGUUUGAACAGAGGUGUGAUGUUCCGAUGGCUGACAUUACCAGCGUAAAUCCGUGCUUUGGGAUCUUCAAAUAUAUAAAGACAGAAUUCACCUGUAUAGCACCACAGACCGUUGUUGCAUGUGAAAGAAGGACGGCCAAGCUGACCUGCCCUAGUGGAAAAACUAUCAAGGUCUUGAGUGCUUACUAUGGACGCCGUGACAGCAGUGUCUGCACUCUCAACUGCCCCUUGGUCCAGACUCAGAAUGAGGACUGUGAAAACCCCACUGACCUAGUUGCUCAACAAUGUGACGGAACAUCCAGCUGCACCAUCAAAGCAAGCAACUCUGUGUUUGGGGAUCCCUGUCCGGGCACAUACAAGUAUCUGGAGGCCUCCUACAUUUGUGUUUAAACACUAAUUCAACUGAGUGACAGUGACGUGGAGGUAAAACAAACAAAUAAACAAAGAAACAAAUGCAUCCACAGAAUGAUAACACCUUUUAUUCUGUUUUGCAGAUCCUGUUGUUGCUCCAGAUAUUUCAAGAAGAAAUUCAUUUUCUUUGAAAUUUCAAUCAUUUAUCAUGUUAAAUUUAAGAAGUGAGAAUGAAAUGAAAUCAACAAAAAAAUUGUCCCAAGAACAAAAUUCCCCUAAUAAACCUGAUAUACAGAUCUGA